Corylus avellana is the source of this 954-nucleotide messenger RNA. NCBI's taxonomy places the organism in Eukaryota, Viridiplantae, Streptophyta, Magnoliopsida, Fagales, Betulaceae. The record is from RefSeq and is a predicted model, not a curated record.
AUGAAAGUUGACAGACCAAACCCAAAUUUGGCUCCAAAAUUUGAAAGAUUGUAUGUUUCUCUGACAGCCAUAAAGAAAGGCUUUUUAGAGGGUUGUAGGCCUGUCAUUGGGGUAGAUGGAUGCUUCCUAAAAGGACCAUUCAAGGGCCAACUUCUUUCUGCAGUUGGAAGAGAUGGGAACUACAACAUGUAUCCAAUUGCUUUUGCGGUUGUUGAGGCCGAGACCAAAGACAGCUGGAUCUGGUUCCUUGAAACCCUGGUGUCUGAUCUUGGUACCCAUGCUAGGCAUGCUAGGCCUACAUUCAUUUCAGAUUGGCAGAAGAAGAGAUAUUGGGGGGCAUCGAGGUUGGCAUUGAAGGAACAGUUGUGGGUUGCAGCGUCUUCAUACACAAAAUAUGACUUCAAUGAUCAUAUGGAAGACUUGAAGAAGAUCAAUGAAGACACCUAUGAAUAUUUGAGUAAGAUUGAACCUAGUGGGUGGUCUAGGGCAUGGUUUAGUGACUACCCAAAGUGCGACCUGCUAGUGAACAACAUCUGUGAGUGUUUGAACUCGUACAUUGUGAAGGCUCGUGACAAGCCCCUCUUGACCAUGUUGGAGAUGAUAAGGAAGAAGCUAAUGAGGAGAUAUCAAGCUAAGAGGGAAGGGAUAGAGAAAUUAACUGGGAAGUUAUGCCUUAGGAUUGCUGCAAAGUUGGAAGCAAUUGGGUUAGAAGCAGUGGAUUGCAUUGCACAUUAUGCUAGUGAUUCGAUGUUUGAAGUUACUUGUCCGGAUAAUAAACAAUUUGUGGUAGACCUUGGUAGAAGGAGGUGUGGUUGUAAGCAGUGGGAAAUUACUAGAAUCCCAUGUCCCCAUGCAGUACUUGUUAUACUUUAUGAUUGUGGGGAACCUAAGGAUUAUGUUGAUGAAUGCUUUACUAUAGAGUUGUACAAGAAGGCACAUGCUCCAGUUAUAUAG